Molecule: messenger RNA, 1364 nt
Organism: Oncorhynchus kisutch (coho salmon)
Lineage: Eukaryota; Metazoa; Chordata; Actinopteri; Salmoniformes; Salmonidae
Product: T-cell surface glycoprotein CD3 zeta chain-like
Exons: 7
Coding region: 316-786 (156 amino acids)
Biological process (GO): cell surface receptor signaling pathway
Cellular component (GO): membrane
Molecular function (GO): transmembrane signaling receptor activity
Source: RefSeq, a predicted model, not a curated record
AGGAUAAGGGAAGUGUAGGCCAGGCUGAGAGAGGCGUGUGUGUCUGUCUUGUGUAACCAGGUGGAGCAACACUAAGCCACUUCCUGUACGCUAAGGCGAGGAGCCGCCAGCGAGUCGAGGCAUCACUCGGCCUCAAGCAGCUGCUGUAGGAGGACAACACCACCCCAACACAGAGAGAGACAGGAGAACGAGAGGUUGCCCACAAAACCCAGCUUUGGAGGGCCAUCAUCCCCCAAGGCCCAGAAAGACAGCAGAGAGGAGUGCGGGACUGUUUCUAAGAGAAGGGGCUCGACCGCACCCAUCCAGAGAGGAGCGAUGGACCCUCGGAAGUGGACAGGAGGCCUGCUGGUCCUGUCUACUACACUACCCUAUGUCGAGGCGAUGACUCCACUGUACGACCCUAAACUCUGCUACAUUCUGGACGGCUUCCUCCUGCUCUACGGUCUCGUCAUCACUGGACUGUUGCUCAGAGAGAAAUUCUUCAAGUCCAAGGGCAAGAUAUUGGAGGAUGACGAUAUCUACACAGAUCUGAAACCUACGGACGGGGGCGGUUAUGGACGAAUAAACAGAAAAGAUCCAGAGAGUGCAACGGCACGCGAUAAUCGCAGGAAUAAUGACGACACUUACACGUCCCUUAAAAAACCAACAGACGACACGUACAGGGAGAUCGCUGUGAAGGACAAGCAGCGCCGCAGGAACAAGAACGACCAGGUGUACCAGGGUUUGAGUGCCGCCACCAAGGAUACCUAUGACUCUCUCCAGAUGCAGCCUCUCCCUCCUCGCUAACCGAAACAUCCUGGAGGAUCACGCCUCGUCCAGCGGUCUGUCCUGUUUGCCUUUCUAUCUGCGUCCAGUAUACUGCUACAGUGUUGUUGUAUGCAACAGUUACAUAUCCCUCUUCUCAAAUCAUUUUAAAUUGGUGAAUAGUUAGUUAUUUACCCACCAACCCACCAAUAAUCACUGAUAUCUACAACAGUCCUUGUUGUGUAAAAAGUAUGUUUGCAGUUGUGUUACUCCCUUUUUAUCGUUCAGGCUUUUGUUGGAAAAUCUGUAGACUUUUGCGCCAGUAACAAUUUCAUAACUGUCUUAAUAUAUGAACUUGAUUAUAUUUUAUCACUAUUUUAUCACUUUAGCUCGUCUCUUCUCCCCAUACACCCCCAGUCUGUAACCUUUGACCCUGACACUCAUUCUACCAACCCUUCCUCACUGGCUACUGCUUUUCUAGUUUAUACCUGGAGUAAUGUAAUUAAAGAAUAAAUAUGUAGGUUGUUAUUUUGCAUACAGUGUACAGUGUAAACGUUCCCCUCAUGUUUAUAAGAAAUAAUGUGCCUCAGCACUAUAAUAAAGCCAUUACAAAGAUCUGA